AUUGACUAGUUUGAACUCCUUGCUGUCCAAGGGACUCAAGAGUUUUCUCCAGCACCACAGUUCAAAAAUAUCAACUUUUUGCCACUCAACCUUCUUCAUGGCCCAUAGACAAUACUGCAUAAAAUACAAAUGAAGACAUGAAAGCAACCUUCCCUAGUCUUGCUCUACCCUUAAGUCAUCUCAAGGUUCUGCUUAGCUGCAGCACUCUAGUUCUCUGGGGUACUCCUCAGAGGUAAGGGUGCAGUACUCUAGCGGUCCCAGUUCACUCACUCUUGGACUUAACCUCCACAUCUGACGCAAGAACCCUCAACUGUUCCCUGGUUCUCCCUUUUGCAUGAUAGGUAUGGAAGUGCAUGAGCUCCCUAGUCACCCAAACUCUCUAAGUGGUUUUGCAGAUACCAACCAGAGAUGAUCACAAAGGUCCUCCAAAGAUGGGAUCUGUCAUCUGUCCCCACAACUGAAUUUCUUGCAAGUAGAAGCAGGCUGAAAAGUAACCAAAGCCAGGGAAAUAGAGAGCUGGGAUGAUAGGACUUUUUCUGAGAAGCUUCAGGAGAGCAGCUUCCACACAUGGAGUGUGAAUCCAAGGCUCCUAAAGGAACCAAUCCAUACAUAGAAAGGUGACUGAAUACAGCUUCUUGCUUUUUGGUAGUGCCAUAAGGAAUACAUGCCGUGUAUGUCUUGCCUCUUCUAAUCUGAUCUGACUUCUUCCUAUGUCCAUGGACUGAAUGCUCUUUAAACACACUCUACACACUUUGGGACCACCACUUAUUAGAGAUGAUUCUCUGAACCAAAAAUGUAAAUCAGAGAAGGUAUGAUUAGGCACAUUAGCGUCAAGGCAUCCAUUCUAUUCAUACAAUCUAAAAUUCCACAUCUAAAAUCUACAGCAAAUUUUAGAGUUGAGGCAUUGAGAGGAAGAUAAGACAUUUGUCAUUCAGAGGACAAAGACACAGGACACUUCAGGGAUCAUACAAACUCAGAGCAGGCGUUAGGAAGUAGUGCUUAGUAAAGGAAAGAAACAUGCUUAGAGCAGUUACGACAGGAUCUAUCCUAAGGAUCCGGGAACAUUCUAAUGUUGGGAAAAAAACAAAUGGUAAUGGUGCAACUCCUUCCUUCCUCUCUCUCUCCUCAACUUAAAGUUCUGACUACUUGUGAAUGGGUAAAUGAGCUCAGGCACAGCAAAAAAAGAAGUUCCGGACAAACACUGACCUUUCUCAAAAAAAAAAAAAGAAAGAAAACAACUAAGGUAGCAAAAAGGAAAUCGCUCAGAUCUGAUGAUGUUGGCCAAGUGAACUUGACCCAAUAGCUCCAGGGUCUUCCUGCUAGAGUUAUAAGAGCUGUCCUGGCUCCCUGAGGACACAGUCCUCCUGAGCUUCAAAUUCUUCCAGCAUGCAUGCCCUUCAGUUUCUGUUCAAGACCAGCCCUGCUGUCCUGCUCCUCCUUCUCUGCCUGAGACUUGGGUCUGGCGCAGCUCAAGACCUAGUACAGGAGGUGAUUUCAGCAAAACUGACAAUUGAUCCAGUGGAAGACUCAACUAACUAUUACGAUGUAACAGUCACAGUUAAAAGUCACCUGGCCAAAUGCUUAGUGGUUAGAGUCACGCUCGAGGCCUUCAACAACAUCAUUUUUCCUUAUGGUAAUUUUAUUUACACAGCCUGUCUAUGUGAUUUCAGUACAAGAAACUUCUUUUGGGAAAUACAAGCAUCAGAAAAUGGGAUCAUAAAAGGGAAAGCUGAAGUUGUAUCAGAAGAGAAUAUAUGCCCUUCUGAUGAGGAAAUCUACACCAUUGUUUACAAAGUUUGUAUCAAGCGUAAAAUCAUCAUAAGAUUCUGAUCUCAAAAGUCUGCUGAGUUUGUGGGCAGCUAUGUGGACUGGAAAAUAGAAUUCCUAUGGGCUUCUCACUGUCUUGCCUGUGUUCUCUCCCCCAAAUUAGUACUGUGUCUGCUCAGACACCCCAGGGUCCUCAUGAACCAGUAUGUUAAGAGGACUUCUCAGGGAUGAUACAUGAGCAUCCACUUCCUAGCAAUUGAGAAGAAAGAGAAGACGGGAACUAUCCUCACCAUUUAACACAGUGGCGAACAUGUCCAGAGAGAGCUGUCCCCGGGGCUAAGAUUAAGGGUAGAACUGAGCAAAGGUUCUAAGCAGCAGUCCCCAGUCAGUUUAAACCAGGAACCGGUUUUAUGGAAGACAAUUUUUCCAUGGGCCAGGGGUUUGUGGCAGGGGGAGGUGAGAGAGAGUUUCGGGAUGAUUCAAGUGCAUUAUGUUUAUUGGCAAUUUAUUUCUAUUUUUAUAUCAUCAGCUCCACCUCAGAUCAUCAGGCAUUAGAUCCCAGAGGUUGGGACCCCUGGAUUAAGUUUCCUUCCUCUUUCAGUCCAGUUACAUGCAGCUGCCCCUCCCAGUUAUCUGCAAGUUCAAUGAACCUGAAGUCCUAAAUUAUUACAUCUUGCUCCUCUUGAACUAGCAAGGAAAAGAUUAGCAGGAGCUCAGGUGUGCUGGGCUCUUGACCAGGAUGUUCCUUCCUUAAGCCUAAGCUCUUUCAUCACAAUAAGGCAAAACUCAGUCGGCAAGGAGAUACCUAUUGUGAGUGGAGAUUGAGGAGUUAUGGGGACCAUUCAUUGCUGCUACUAAUGGGCAUGUAUAAAUAGGUACAGCCAUCCAGAGAAUCACCUGAUGUAACUUAAAUUAAUUGUGUACAUACCUUCAGACCCAGAACUUCCACAACCAGCAGUGAUGUUCCGGCUAAGCAUUGA
This is a messenger RNA of Odocoileus virginianus texanus, 2747 nucleotides long. Its product is annotated as prolactin-inducible protein homolog. The record is from RefSeq and is a predicted model, not a curated record. Gene Ontology annotation, molecular function: aspartic-type endopeptidase activity. Gene Ontology annotation, cellular component: extracellular region. Gene Ontology annotation, biological process: regulation of immune system process; proteolysis. Lineage: Eukaryota; Metazoa; Chordata; Mammalia; Artiodactyla; Cervidae.